This is a messenger RNA of Salarias fasciatus (jewelled blenny), 1343 nucleotides long. It is a transcript of the gene mad2l2, whose product is annotated as mitotic arrest deficient 2 like 2. Lineage: Eukaryota; Metazoa; Chordata; Actinopteri; Blenniiformes; Blenniidae. The coding region runs from base 33 to 665 and encodes 210 amino acids. The record is from RefSeq and is a predicted model, not a curated record. Gene Ontology annotation, cellular component: zeta DNA polymerase complex. The transcript has 10 exons.
UUGUGUUUCCGUGUUUUUUUUUUUAAGCAGAUAUGACAACUCUAACUAGGCAAGACAUCAAUUUUGGACAAGUGGUUGCUGACAUUCUCUGUGAGUUCCUGGAGGUUGCCAUUCAUCUCAUUUUGUAUGUCCGUGAAGUUUAUCCCUCUGGGAUAUUUCAGAAGAGAAAGAAGUACAACGUCCCAGUGCAGAUGUCAUGUCACCCGGAGCUUAAUCAGUACAUCCAAGAUACUCUGCAUUGUGUGAAACCACUCAUUGAAAAGAAUGAUGCAGAGAAGGUGGUCGUGGUCAUCAUGGACAAAGAGCAUCAUCCAGUAGAGAGAUUUGUGUUUGAGAUUUCACAGCCUCCACUGCUCUCCAUCAGCUCAGAUACGCUACUGUCACAUGUGGAGCAGCUGCUGCGGGCGUUCAUCCUGAAGAUCAGUGUGUGUGACGCUGUUUUAAAUAAUAACCCACCAGGAUGCUCUUUCACAGUACUAGUACACACCAGAGACGCUGCGACACGCAACAUGGAGAAGGUUCAAGUCAUCAAGGACUUUCCGUGGAUCGUCGCAGACGAGCAGGAGGUUCACAUGCAGGAGCCUAAACUCAUCCCGCUGAAGACCAUGACGUCCGACAUCGUCAAAAUGCAGCUGUAUGUGGAAGAGAGAGCCCAGAAAACCUGAAGCAUUGAUCAGUGACUGCUGCCGGAGCUGAGGAGAGCAGGAUGCAUGAGAUCGAGAAGUGAGACGUGCAGCCACCCAUCCCCUCACACAUCUUCAAAACCGCUUUGUCCAAAUUAGGGGAGAGUUUGAAUCAUUUCCCUUCCGGCGGUGUGAAGAGUUGCACUGACUUGUGUUCCAUUGAAAUGCACGAAUGUAGUUUUGCUUUUAUGGGCUUGUAUUGUGUUUUGUUUGUUUGUUUGUUUUUAAAUUCAGAUUUCUGGUGAUGAUCGCAGUAAAGUUUUAUCUCUAUGACAAUGAUAUUCCAGAGCAGAUAUUUAGAAGAGCAGAUUACCAAUAUGAGUUUUAUCAUCCAAACCUAUAGCUGUGAGUUGAUCUCUUACUUGAAUAAAAUCUAUAUAGACCCCUCUAUUUCUGUCUUCACCUCAUGUUGAUGUCUCUCUGUCCAUCGUCCAUGUUGUCUUUGCUGCGUUGCGCUGCUUGCAUGCUGUCUGCAGUAGUCAGACAUCACUGCAUUUUGAAUGGUUUACUUUGAGUUGAUGUGCAAUAAUAAAAAUCUCAGUGUGGUAAUCUUUCCUUCUGUUGCACGAUGGAUGCAAAGUUGUGAUGUUCCACUUAUUUUACUGCUCAAAGUAACGUGAUUUAUUGGUGAAACUAAUAAAAACUUGUUUUUAAAAUGCA